GGAUCACGUGCCUUUCGACAGCGGGUCUUGAUUGGUCAGCCCCGCGAUGGCGUCAGAGCCGCGGCGCCGCGUGUUGAGGCCGCCGGGUUGUUGCUCUGCGGAGGUCGGGGCGCGGGGGCGGCGACGCCGCUCACACUCAUGAGGAACAGGAAGCUCACAGGUGGAGUGCGGUCUUCAGCACGCCUGAGAGCCCGGAACUGCUCCACGGACAUCACAGCCCCUGCCCAGGACGUCGCUGGCUCCACGUCCCCCAGGACAGCAUGCCCGUCGUCCUCAUCACACAAGGCCCCAGACAGGCGGACUUCAAAGAAGUUCAAGUAUGACAAAGGUCACGUGGUGAAGGCCGAAUUACAGAAGCUGGUCUCCAGGGGCGACAAGGCUACCCUGCCCAAAGCGGCACCCAGGGCCCCGUGCAAGGACGCAGCUGUGGAAGACAGCGUGGUGCUCCCGGGCAGUGACACUGCCGUCCCUGCACACCAGGAGGCUGCUGCUCUUCCCCACACCAGCUGCCAGAGUGCGAGCGACACUAUCCCCACAAAGACUGAAGGUGGUCUGUCCCCGCUGGAGCCCGGCGCCAGUGCAGCGGCAGAGGAGGCCGACCGAAGCUCUGGGGCUCCCGACGGGUCGGCCACGGGGGAGACUCAGACGUCACUGCUCCUGACAGACAGCAGUGUCUUUCUAGACGAUGACAGCAAUCAGCCCCUGCCUGUGAGCAGGUUCUUCGGGAACGUGGAGCUCAUGCAGGACCUGCCACCAGCCUCCUUGUCUUGUCCUUCCAUGAGCAGACGAGAAUUCAGGAAAAUGCACUUCAGAGCCAAAGACGACGAGGACGAUGAAGGUGCAGAAAUGUAGAAACCACAAAAGGGUUGGGUUUGGGUUUUGUUGUUGUUGGUUGUUUGCAUAUUUACCAUAAUUAACUUUGAUGAUCUAACAACUCUUAAGAUUUAUAUAAAACACAUCUCCAAGAGAAUGUGUCCUUUGAAUGGGACUUCAAAGCUGCCGGUGGAUAUGAACAGCACAGAAUGUGGCAUGGGGGAGGCUUCCUAGGGCACUGCCAGCCAGCCACCAGGGCCCCAGCCGGCUGCACUCACCCUCCCUCGGGCCACAGUGUUAAGUGGGUGCAUCCCCGGGAGGCCGGGGCUGCUUCUACAGGUAACAUGCGAGCUGGCUGUGCACCGCCGAAAGCUGAGGAAUCCUAAGAUUAAUCCAGAGCCAGUCCCUAAAGGACUGUCCUGUAUUUUUGAACGUGAAACUGCCUACUUGAAAACUUUGCCAAACACUUGGGGGAAGGAAUAAAAUACGUAUUUUGAAAACA
This is a messenger RNA of Cavia porcellus (domestic guinea pig), 1315 nucleotides long. It is a transcript of the gene CUNH1orf174, whose product is annotated as chromosome unknown C1orf174 homolog. Lineage: Eukaryota; Metazoa; Chordata; Mammalia; Rodentia; Caviidae. The transcript is spliced from 4 exons. The record is from RefSeq and is a predicted model, not a curated record. The coding region runs from base 139 to 852 and encodes 237 amino acids.